Bombina bombina (fire-bellied toad) is the source of this 2439-nucleotide messenger RNA. RefSeq names its product msh homeobox 2 (gene MSX2). The record is from RefSeq and is a predicted model, not a curated record. The transcript has 2 exons. Bases 215 to 991 code for a protein of 258 amino acids. Gene Ontology annotation, biological process: embryonic morphogenesis; regulation of transcription by RNA polymerase II. Gene Ontology annotation, molecular function: RNA polymerase II transcription regulatory region sequence-specific DNA binding; DNA-binding transcription factor activity, RNA polymerase II-specific. Gene Ontology annotation, cellular component: nucleus. NCBI's taxonomy places the organism in Eukaryota, Metazoa, Chordata, Amphibia, Anura, Bombinatoridae.
GACGCGUUGUUGUGCACGUGACAUGGCUCGGGCGUUUCCCGUUGGCUGCCAGUGAAGCUCCUUUCAAAAGAGGAAAGAAAAAAGUUUAGUAAGUUUCCUUGAAGUUUGAAGUGAAACGUCUCCUCGCUGUCUGCAUCACCAGAGCAUAGACAGCCUGAAUCCGCGGACCUUAAUAAGGAAGGGGAUUUGCUUCUGCUCCCCUGAUAAACUUACAAUGUCUUCCCCUAGGAAAAUUAAAGAGGAUUUAAGUUCUGAUGAAGAAAGCCCGUCCCAUCCCAUCCAUUCUCCAUCUGAAGAACACAAGAUAAGGAUAUCCAGUCUGCCUUUUAGCGUGGAAGCGCUCAUGGCUGAUAAGAGGGUGCCUAAGGAGCUACCUCAUCUACGUGGCUUUGAGGCUUCUGGAGCUAGCAACACCCCGAGUCAUCUACAUCUGGGAAUAGGGAACCGAGAAAGCCCAAGUCCUCCCGGGCUUACAAAAACUUUUGAAACUUCCUCUGUGAAAUCGGAGAACUCUGAAGAUGGUACCACCUGGGCCAAGGAAGGGGGCAGCUAUUCUCCUCCACCAAGACACUUGAGCCCUUCCACCUGCACACUGAGGAAGCACAAAACCAACAGAAAGCCGCGGACCCCUUUCACUACAUCCCAGCUAUUAGCACUGGAGCGCAAAUUUCGCCAGAAACAGUAUCUUUCCAUAGCAGAAAGGGCGGAAUUUUCCAACUCACUCAACCUCACAGAAACCCAGGUUAAAAUUUGGUUUCAGAACAGGAGAGCUAAAGCCAAAAGACUACAGGAGGCUGAAAUAGAAAAGUUGAAAAUGGCAGCCAAGCCCAUCUUGCCCCCUGGUUUUAGUUUACCUUUCCCCCUCAAUUCCCCCAUCCAGGCUGCAUCAUUGUAUGGAUCAUCCUAUCAGUUUCAUAGACAAGUUCUUCCUAUCCCACCUGUUGGACUUUAUGCAACCCCAGUUGGAUAUAGCAUGUAUCAUUUAUCCUGAGAUGACAGAAAACUGAACUACUUGGCCCCAACCUCAGCAUCACAAGCCCACUUUUUAUAUACAUGGUGUCAGGGCAACAUAAUCUGGACUGCAGUGCCGUGAAACAAAGAGCAUCUUCUUGCAACAGACUUUAAUUUAGGCAAAUACUGUUGUUCUAUGCCGUGCUGCACUUAGGCAUGAACAUAGAGCAAGCUGAGUAUUAGUGGGUUUUUGAGAAGCCUUAAAUGAAUCCAAUGUGCAUUAUAAGGGCUUUUGUGAAGCUGCGGUCUGUAAGGCAGAUAGAUGUACAGGUGAAAUCAAACUGCCUUUUUAUUAAAGGGAAAUAAAUCACAAAGAAAACCAGUGUAACUUAUGUAAGAUGUACAUUGAAUCUCCAAAGAGCGGAUAUAGACUUGUGCCACACAGAUUUCUGAGUUGGGUAUUUAAGACAUCAGCAUAUAGUCAACUAGUUCAUAUUUUCGAUUAUCUUGGUAAAAUGCUACUUUUUAUGAGAAUUAUUAUGAUUUUGACCUUUUUUUUUUUUUAUUUUCAACCUGUAACUUUGUACUGGUAAAAUAGAACAAUCUUCUUCAGCGUGAUCAACAAAGUACCAUCAUUAUCCUCACCAAUGCAUACAUUUCACCGUCGCUUGAAAAUAUAUGGUUACCUUAUUUAAUUUAAUAUCCACAUGUUCAGUAGGUAGGAUUUGUUUCAUAUUAGUAGCAAUGAAUUUGAAUACAUUCAAAUAGCCUAACUCAAUGAUUGUCAAUCCAAUAAUUUAAUGCAGGGGUCAGCUACAACUGGAUCCUUUGUAAUUAACGUAAAUAUAAGCUUUUCCGUACAUUGUAUUUGCGUAGGGGAAAAAAAAAGGAAAAUAUUUUACCCAUGUUUCUAAUCAAUUAGAACAUGCAGUAUAAAAACAUGAAUGGAAAACAUGCAUUUUAUACAUGACAAGAUAUGCAGUAGUUGAAAAAAAUGUGGUUGGUCAAUAGGUUAUUUAAAAAGAUGGAAACACAUUCUUUCUUUGCAUAUGCCUUAAGUUACUUUUUUAUUGUAUUACUGACCCCCAAAAAAGUUUUUGAUAAAAUUUACCAAGUACAUAUAAAUAGACAUAUAUAAGCAUAAAUGGAAGACAUACCCUUAUCUAUGGUAAGAAAAUAGUCGAAAAUGGCCACGCUUCCAUUCUUUAAGGUACUUUUAUUUGUGUAACUGACCCAAAAUAAAUUGUUUGUUCAAAUUUGCCAAGUACAUAUUAAUAGAUGUAUUAUUCAGAAAAUGUGUUAAUUUGAAAAAAGUCUGUUGAAUCAUAACCAACUAGAUAUUUGAACCACUGUAUGCCCCUUUUACACUUGGUACUGUUAUCCCUUUGAAAGGGACUCUUUGUAAAAUGUUAUAUAUUUUAUUGAAGAGUUAUAAUUUCAUAUAUCUCUUUAUUUGUAAUUAAAUUAAAAGUUGUUACGUGUUUUAAA